AUAUCACAUGCAAACCACUUUCACAUACAAAGACUAGAAUUUGCCUCACCAGCAAGUAAAGCACAAUCCCAUAUCACAUAAUUAAUAUCUACACAUACCACCUCUUCAAUAUAAACCAGCCAGAUUGCUGCUUUCUCAUAUUAAUUAGUAGCUUGUCUUAUAGUUUACCGAAACAACUCCUUGCUUCUACUUCUCCAGCUAUCCAGUAUCCACACAUGCAGCCAAAACCUCUCUAAGUGAUCAUCUAGUUUUCCUUCACCUAGCUAGAUACCCUUGAGAUUUUGUAUCAUUAUACAAGUGAGUGAACAUUUAAAACUGCAGAAAGAUGAGAGCAGGAAUUUGCAGUGUACAGCAGACUCUUACACCUGAGGCUGUAAGUUUAGUCAAACAAGCAGUUAGUCUUGCUAGGCGGCGAGGCCAUGCUCAAGUCACUCCUCUUCAUGUAGCAAGUACUAUGCUUGCUUCCUCUACUGGUCUUCUUAGAAGGGCUUGCCUUCAAGCCCACUCUCAUCCUCUUCAAUGCAAGGCUCUGGAGCUUUGCUUCAAUGUGGCACUUAAUCGCCUUCCUGCAUCUACUUCUAGUGCCUUGUUAGGGCCUCACUCUUCCUACCCUUCCCUCUCCAAUGCCUUGGUUGCAGCCUUUAAGCGAGCCCAGGCUCACCAACGGCGAGGCUCCAUCGAAAACCAGCAACAGCCCAUUUUAGCCUUGAAAAUUGAGAUAGAACAACUCAUAAUCUCUAUCCUAGAUGAUCCUAGUGUCAGUAGAGUCAUGAGGGAGGCUGGUUUUUCUAGUACUCAAGUGAAAAACAAAGUAGAACAAGCUGUUUCUUUGGAGAUCUGUCCUCAAAGUUCUGUUACUGUUAGUAGCCAAUCUAAAGAAAUCACCAAACCUCAAGUUCUUAGUGCUAGCGUGCCUCAGCCUUUACCUCUUAGUCAGUUUGGAAUCAUACAUGGAAAGCCAUUAGAUCAAGUAAGGAAUGAUGAUGUAAUGAGUGUCUUGAACGCAUUGGUGAGAAAAAAGAGAAACACUGUCAUAACAGGAGAGUGUCUGGCUACUGCUGAGAGUGUAGUUAGGGGAGUGAUGGACAAGUUCGAGAGAGGAGAGGCUUCUGGGGAUUUGAGGUCUGUGAGGUUCGUAAGCCUUCCUCUCUUCUCUUUAAGAAGUCUUUCCAAAGAGAAGCUUGAACAGAAGCUUGUGGAGCUUAGGUGCAUUGUGAAAAGUUAUAUGACUAAUGGGGUGGUUUUAUAUUUGGGUGAUCUAAAAUGGAUUUCUGAUUUUUGGUCAAGUUAUGGUGAGCAAAGGAGAAGCUACUACUGCACUGUAGAUCACAUAAUCAUGGAGAUCAAAACAUUAGUUCAUGGAUUCAGUGAAACGGGAAGGUUGUGGCUUAUGGGGAUUGCAACUUUCCAAACUUACAUGAAGUGUAAAGCAGGCCACCCUUCUCUAGAGACUAUGUGGGAACUUUAUCCUGUAACAAUUCCAAUUGGGAGCCUCAGCUUAAGUCUCAAACUUGAUAGUGAUUCACAAUCUCAUCAGUCCAGAAGCAAGGUAUCUAUGAAUGGGUCCAGUAAUUGGCCACUGCUUGAACGUGCAGUAGAUAACCACUCAACAUGCUGGACAGAUAACUCUGUCAAAUUCAAUAGAGAAUCUCAAAGCCUAGCAGGUAGGAUCCAAAACAAGGAAUCCACUACUGGCAUUACUAUUUCCACCGGCUCAAGCUUGCCCUUAUGGCUCCAGCGAUGCAAGGAAGAGACUGAAAGAAACACCACCAAUGACAAGGAAUAUCUAAGCAAUAAAGGGAGCUUGCUUUUUGGUUCAGUCCACAAACAGUCCUCCUAUCCUGAGAAAACCAUCAAAUUUGCUUCGUCACCUCCUUCGCCGAAUUCAGUCUCCUCGCAUGAACGCAACACCGACUCACAGCAGACACAUCUAAGUUGGCCAGUGAUUUUUGAACAUAAACAGCUUGAGAAAGAGAACCAGAUUUGGAUUUCAGAAUGCAGCAAUGAAGGUUAUGAAAGCAGUCUGAGAAAUGGUCCUAAACCUGACCUUUUGUCAAAUCCUAACUCUAGCCCAAAUUCAGCUUCUUCAAGUGAGGCAAUGGAUGAUAUGGAAGGCGUUCAAAGCUUUAAAGAGUUCAAUGACUACAACUUGAAGAAUCUACGUAAUGGCUUGGAGAAAAAGGUUCCAUGGCAAAAGGAUAUCAUUCCUGAAAUUGCAACCACCAUCCUUGAGUGCAGAUCUGGAAUGAGGAAAAGGAAGGGGAAGUUGAAUCACAUAGAAAACAAAGCAGAAACAUGGCUGUUUUUCUUAGGUGUUGAUUUUGAAGGCAAAGAGAACAUUGCAAGGGAGCUAGCUAGACUAGUUUUUGGCUCUCAAAGCAACUUUGUCUCAAUCGGUUUAAGCAAUUUCUCAUCAUCAAGAGCUGAUUCUACCGAAGAAUCCAAAAAAAAGAGAGCAAGAGAUGAAUUGGGUUGCAGCUAUCUUGAGAGACUUGGCCUAGCAUUGAAUGAGAACCCUCAUCGUGUGUUCUUCAUGGAAGAUGUGGAUGGAGUUGAUAACUGUUCUCAAAAGGGUAUCAAACAAGCAAUUGAAAAUGGAAGUGUAACACUUCCUGAUGGUGAAAAAGUUCCUCUUAAAGAUGCCAUUAUUGUUUUCAGUUGUGAAAGCUUCAGUUCAGUGUCCAGAGCGUGUUCACCUCCAAGAAGGCAAAAAACCAGGGACCAUGGAGACAAGGAAGAUGAGGGUGGCAUGGAGGAUAAAAGUCCUGUUCUUUCACUUGACUUAAAUAUUUCCUUUGAAGGUGAUAAUGGAGAUGAAUAUUCACUUGCAGAAAAUGGAAUCUUAGAAUCUGUGGAUAGACAGGUUAUUUUCAAAAUUCAAGAGUUGAUGAGAUAGGAGGGGCCGUAAUCUGUUAGAUUUCUAUAUGGAAGGACUUUCUUCUUUCUUUCCUUCUUUUUUGUUUUUUUUUUGUUUUUGUGAAUUUAUGUGGGGAGAGAAAUUAAACUAAGGGGAAAAAAGAAAAUUUCUUUUCUGAUCUUAUAUGGAGGGGGGAGCUGACAGGAUUUAGGCACUUCGCUAAGUAGGGCUCUGCUGUAUAUUUAUCUGUUUUUCUUUCUUAACUUGCUGUAACAUGUAAUAGAUUACUGCAUUUUGAAUCAUAGUUUUUCUCUAA
Populus nigra (black poplar) is the source of this 3173-nucleotide messenger RNA. RefSeq names its product protein SMAX1-LIKE 3-like. The transcript is spliced from 3 exons. NCBI's taxonomy places the organism in Eukaryota, Viridiplantae, Streptophyta, Magnoliopsida, Malpighiales, Salicaceae. The record is from RefSeq and is a predicted model, not a curated record. The coding region runs from base 326 to 2896 and encodes 856 amino acids.